Pristis pectinata (smalltooth sawfish) is the source of this 5868-nucleotide messenger RNA. It is a transcript of the gene sos2, whose product is annotated as son of sevenless homolog 2 (Drosophila). The record is from RefSeq and is a predicted model, not a curated record. Gene Ontology annotation, biological process: positive regulation of GTPase activity; Ras protein signal transduction. Gene Ontology annotation, cellular component: plasma membrane. Bases 579 to 4532 code for a protein of 1317 amino acids. Gene Ontology annotation, molecular function: protein heterodimerization activity; guanyl-nucleotide exchange factor activity. The transcript has 23 exons. Lineage: Eukaryota; Metazoa; Chordata; Chondrichthyes; Rhinopristiformes; Pristidae.
UGACGGGCCGUGAUUCCAUUUGGGGUUUUUUUUUAAUGGGGUUGGGAGCCCGGGAGGGAGGAUGAGGCGGCGCGGGGGCCGGGCCAGGCCCUGGGAUCGCCGCUGACCGCAGCCGCCGGGCGCCCCUCACAGCCCCGAAGGGAAAGUCUUCUGAGCGGCACGGGGAGCUUUGCGCGCUCCUCAAUGGGAUGAUCAUGAUGUGUGCGUAGCUAACAUUAAUGCUAUUGUUUGUCCAACCAAGACUUGGAGUCAGCUGGGAGGAGACUAAUCCACCGAGUAGAGGAGCGGGGUGAAGUUAAGAGCCGUGGCGUGUGGGGAAUUACCCGGGGAUGUCUGUGAACUCUCGGCUCGGCCGACGGAUCAAUCAUCUCUCGUUUUCCUGCUCCCCUUCCCGUCUGCGACUGCCAUGCUAAAUCAUGCAAGAGCUACGAGGACACGAUAGGAGUGAUUAUUUCAUGUGAAAGGGGGGAAAAAAAAACACAGACCGAAGGGAAGCGUUUCUGUUUUUGUUUUGAGAUUCAAGUGUGGUCGCCGUCGUUUGGAGCCGAGGCCGAUGCUGGGUGUUGUGUCCAAAAGCCAUGCAGCAGCCUUAUGAUUUCUUCAGUGAGGAGAACAGUCCGAAAUGGCGGGGUCUGUUUGUCCCAGCGUUAGGCAAGGUCCAGAGGCAAGUACAUCCAACCCUCUCAGCGAAGGAAGAUGCCCUUUAUUACAUAGAAGAAUUAAUACUUCAGUUAUUAAAUAUGCUGUGCGUUGCACAACCACGUACUGUUCAAGAUGUUGGGGAGCGUGUUCAGAAGACUUUCCCACAUCCAAUUGACAAAUGGGCUAUUGCUGAUGCACAGUCUGCGAUUGAGAAACGUAGACGGAGAAAUCCUCUUCUUUUACCAGUGGACAAAAUACAUCCUUUAUUAAAGGAUGUGCUGGGUUAUAAGGCGGAUUAUCAGAUUUCCCUUUAUAUAGUGGCUGUGCUGGAGUACAUUUCAGCUGACAUUCUAAAACUUGCUGGAAACUAUGUUGGGAAUAUUCGACAUUAUGAAAUUUCACAGCAGGACAUUAAAGUGUCAAUGUGUGCAGAUAAGGUCCUUAUGGACAUGUUUGACCAAGAUGAUAUUGGUCUAUCUUCAUUGGGAGAUGAUGGAUCAAAUGUGACCGAUGAACAGAAUUACUAUGACUUGGUGAAAGCUGAAAUUGCAGAGGAAAGGCAGUAUCUGCGUGAAUUGAACCUGAUUAUAAAAGUCUUUAGAGAGCCUUUUGCAUCCAACAGCAAGCUGUUUACUGCUCGUGACAUUGAUGUGAUCUUCAGUAACAUCUUGGAUAUUCAUGAACUGACUGUGAAGCUGUUGGGUUUAAUGGAAGAUACUGUUGAGAUGACAGAUGAAAGCAGCCCUCACCCAUUAGUUGGAAGCUGCUUUGAAGAUCUGGCAGAGGAGCAAGUAUUUGACCCAUAUGAAGUGUGUGCACAAGAUAUUCUUUCACCACAGUUUCAUGAGUACUUCAAUAAUUUGAUGUCCAGGUCACCUGUAGCCUUUUACUUUCAGUCUAUUGCUGAAGGAUUUAAAGAAGCUGUUCAAUAUGUACUUCCGCAACUACUUUUAGUCCCAAUUUAUCAUUGUUUGCAUUACUUCGAGCUGUUGCAGCAACUACAAGAGAAAAGUAAAGAUGGAGAAGACAGGGAGUGUUUGAAACAAGCCAUUACUACCUUGCUGAAUCUCCAAUGCAGUAUGGAACGUAUUUGCAAUAAACACCUACCUAAACGCAGGGCAGGAGAACCUUUACCUCGCCUCUACAACCAUCAGAUAAGAAGUAAACAUCUUGCUAUCAAGAAAAUGAAUGAAAUUCAGAAAAACAUUGAUGGAUGGGAGGGGAAGGAUAUUGGACAGUGCUGCAAUGAAUUUAUAAUGGAAGGAACACUAACACGAAUUGGGGCAAAGCAUGAGCGACACAUUUUCCUUUUUGACGGCUUAAUGAUCAGUUGCAGGAUUAAUCAUGGGCAGUCCAGGUUACCUGGCUGUAGCAAUGUUGAGUACAGACUCAAGGAAAAAUUUCUAAUGCGAAAAGUGCAAAUCAUUGACAAAGAUGACUCUUAUGAAUACAAGCAUGCAUUUGAAAUUCUUUCUAAGGAUGAGAACAGUAUAAUAUUUGCUGCCAAAUCUGCUGAAGACAAAAACAAUUGGAUGGCAGCUUUGAUUUCACUUCAGUAUCGGAGUACCCUGGAACGUAUGUUGGACACGGUUCUUCUAUGUGAGGAGAAGGAGCAGCCACUCAGACUGCCAAGUCCAGAUGUUUAUAACUUUGCAGAAGAAGAUUCUGAAGAGAACAUAGUGUUUGAAGAAAAUGUCCAAACUAAAUCUGGAAUACCAAUCAUAAAGGGAGGAACUGUGUUAAAAUUAAUUGAGAGGCUGACAUACCACAUGUAUGCAGAUCCUAAUUUUGUGCGCACUUUUCUGACGACAUAUCGUUCAUUCUGCAAACCCCAGGAGUUACUGAGCUUGUUAAUAGAAAGGUUUGAAAUACCUGAUCCAGAGCCUACUGAGGCAGAUAGACUUGCCAGGGAAAAGGGUGAACAGCCAGUCAGCGCAGAGUUGAAACGGUUUCGAAAGGAGUACAUCCAGCCAGUGCAACUCAGGGUGCUAAAUGUUUUUCGGCAUUGGGUAGAACAUCAUUUCUAUGACUUUGAGAGAGACAACAUGCUUCUUAAUAGGUUGGAAGCAUUUAUUUCAAGUGUGCGAGGAAAAGCCAUGAAGAAGUGGGUAGAAUCAAUUACGAAAAUUAUUAAUCGCAAGAGACAAACUCAAGUAAAUGGAAUCAGCCAUGCUAUCACUUUUGAGAACCCACCACCUCAAAUUGAAUGGCAUAUUAGUCGACCUGGACAGAUUGAGACAUUUGAUCUCAUGACCCUUCAUCCAAUUGAAAUAGCGCGGCAGCUUACACUUUUAGAAUCUGACCUUUACAGGGCUGUUCAGCCAUCUGAACUUGUAGGAAGUGUUUGGACGAAAGAAAACAAAGAGGUGAAUUCUCCUAAUUUACUGAAAAUGAUUCGUCACACAACAAAUCUUACACUGUGGUUUGAAAAGUGUAUAGUGGAGGCAGAAAAUUUUGAGGAAAGAGUGGCUGUUUUAAGUAGAGUUAUAGAGAUCCUGCAAGUAUUCCAAGAGCUCAACAAUUUUAAUGGUGUGCUGGAGAUUGUUAGUACAGUUAACUCUGUGCCAGUUUAUCGGCUGGAUCAUACUUUUGAGGCAUUACCUGAAAGAAAGAAAAAGGUUUUGGAAGAAGCAGUGGACCUAAGUCAAGAUCAUUUCAAAAAGUACCUAACCAAGCUUAAGUCAAUAAACCCACCUUGUGUGCCUUUCUUUGGUAUUUAUUUGACAAACAUUCUGAAGACAGAAGUAGGGAACCCGGAUUUCCUCAAAAGAUGUGGGAAAGAAUUAAUAAAUUUUAGCAAACGAAGGAAAGUGGCAGAAAUCACAGGAGAAAUCCAACAGUAUCAAAAUCAGCCCUACUGCCUACAAGUGGAAAUGGAUAUAAAGAAAUUUUUUGAAAAUCUGAAUCCAAUGGGAAAUAUGAAUGAAAAGGAGUUUACAGACUAUUUGUUCAACAAAUCUUUGGAAAUUGAACCACGUAACUGCAAACAACCACCACGAUUUCCAAGAAAAUCUUCAUAUUCCUUAAAAUCUCCAGGAAUAAGACCUAAUACUACAAGACAUACCUCUACCUCUGGAACCUUAAGAAAUCCUAUGCCAUUAGAACGUGAGCCACGCAAGAUUAGUUUUAGUAGAAUUCCUGAAACUGAUAAUGAAUCAACAAUAUCUGUUCCAAACUCUCCAAAUACACCAUCAACCCCACCUGUGUCUGCUUCUUCUGAUCUCAGUGUCUUUGGUGAUGUGGAAUUGCCCAGCUCUGGCAGUAGCAACAGUAUCUUUGCACCUGUCCUGUUACCGCCAUCGAAAUCUCACUCCAUUUCAAGUCUUCAUAGGCCAAGUGAAGAUUUACCUGCACCACCUCCUGUUCCUCAACGAAGGAAACCUGAUUUAGAUGUGGUAAAUUUUAAGCUAGGUUCACAUAUUCCAGAUAGCCCUCCUGCUAUUCCACCACGGCUGCCUCGGAUUCCUGUAUUAUGUGGACCCUCUGAUGGGUCACUGCACAGUCCGCCUCCACCUCCUCCAAGGGAUCCACUGCCUGAUACACCCCCACCCAUACCAACAAGACCUCCUGAGAUCUUUAUGAAUGAUCCAUUUAAUCUUCAGCCACCACCAAAGGGCCGCCUUCAUCGGGAUCAAGAUUGGUACAGAGAAUCUAGCUCUAACCUCAAUUCCCCCAGUACUCCUCCUCCAACACCCUCUCCCAGGGUUAUGCGACGUUGUUCUAACCACAGCAACCCUACUUAUCCUUCUGCUCCACCUGUACCUCCCAGACAGAACUCUAGUCCACAGCUACCAAAACUUCCACCAAAGACUUACAAACGAGAGUUAUCACAUCCUCCUUUGCACAGAGGUGGACUGCCAUUGCUGGAAAAUGCAGAAGUUCCUCACUGACACUAAAUUUCCUUGCCAGCACUGUGGGAAAUUGGGCAACUGUAUUAAGGCACUGAGGCAAGAAAAUGUUUUGCUGUUUUUAAGCUUUUUUUUGUCUUCUAAUUGUUAGUAGCCGUACACUCAAGGAGACUGUAAUUAAGAACCUGAUAUUGGAGCAAAACUGAAUCAUCUUGUUUCUUUCAGACCACAGCACAGAUUACUGUUGUGAUCUUCUCUCAGGUGAUCAGUAAUAUUUUCUUUCCUCAGACUUGCAGUGCCAAUGUUAUUACCUUGAAGUGUAACAAAAGUUUGCAUUUGCACUGUACAAUUGAAUUAAAUUAUUUGAACUAAUCAUUGCACUGAGCCAACGAGAUAAAUCCUUGAGACUUAUUUGAGCUCUAGUGGCCUUGUUAAGUGAUGGAAUUUUACAGACAUCAGGAAGGUUAUAAUGCUGAUCAUUUGUGACCUAUUUAGUUAUUAGCAUGAGCUAUACAGGUAUUUUACCAAUGCAGUGAAUAUUUGGUGCAGAUUACUGAUAGAGUUUAUAAAACGUGGCAUCUCCUUCAAAUUGAUUUUGUAUCUUGUGUUCUAUUGGUUGGCUGCUCCAAAUAUUAGAGAAGAAAAUAUAACACUAAUUUGGAAUUUUUGAAUGGGAAAAGCUGUCUAACCUCCACUAGAAUGUAGGAUACUGUAGCCAGUUUGUGGAAAAAUAAGCAGUAAUAACUAAAGAUAAUAAGAAUUCCUUUCACUAAUUAUUGUAAGCAUACAUGUUUUUUCAGAUGUGCCUUUUGAUUUCAUUUGCAGAUGAGUAACUUCAAUUAUCGUCAUCUAAGCACUCAAAAGUGAGAACAAAAAUAAGAUAGGUGAAUGUACGGUUUUGUUUUCACGUUAUACAUACAGAUAAUGACAGCUAUUUUGUUUAGACUGAAGUGAAUUAUGUGAACAGUCUACUACCUGUAUGUAAAGUUAGAAUCUUAACUGCUGUGGAUCAACGACAAAAAAAAUCCUUCUGAUGCAAAUCUCAGUGCUAAACUGGCUCUGCUGUAGCAUUUUGUUAAACCUUCUUCUAUGGAUUUCUUUCAGUAUUGUAUUUCAACCAGCAUACACUUCAAAGCUUUACUAAGAAAAAAAAAUUAAAUAUAAUAGCUAUGACUUAAAUUUGCCUACUUGCCAUUAUAACAGGUGGUUUAUGAAAAGGUGAAGGAAUUUGUUGUUUACCAGUCGUGUUGUAGCUGCUUUAUUGAAGUGGCAGUUAUGAUGGUCUUUUCAUGUAAUGUUAUGUGGCCUUUCAACUGUACUUUGUAUUUGUGUCCUUAAUAAGAUCAAUAAAUUACGCAGUCUUAAUUUUUACUUAAAC